CCGCUUGAUUACCUCCUUGUACUAAUAUGCUCUCCAAGGAGCAAAUGGGUUCUGCUAACACACAGUCAUCAGACAAGCGCCUCCCCUCCUCCAACGUUAUUUAGGCCGCAUGUUUCUGGCCCCUACGACAUUUGCAUUGGACCUGACCAGCAGUAAUCCAUUGUUAGGUACAAGGACUGGGCGCCACAUACGAAUCACCCACUUUAGACUAUCCCGUAUCCUACCCGACCCUUGAGGCUGAGGGUAAAAUCUCCUAAUACACUAGCUCUUGAAUCAGCAUUUGUCCCUCCGUCAAUAUUUAUUCAAUUUUCUUACUCGCUACAAGGUAGAAGAGAAUUAUGGUGGCAUUCUCGGAUAUUGGCGGCUCUCGGAAGAGCUCCAAGAAACUUAUCAACCUCCUGCGCGGCUGGCCCAAUACUUCGCUACUGCCCACUCACCUGAUUGAGAAGGCAUCUCACAAUGCUUUGUCGAACAAGGAAAUUGCGUUCCCGGGGAUGCUGUACGGUCCUGAUCCGGGAGAUCCGCGCUUACGCAAAAACGUCGCGUCCUGGCUAACCAACUUCUAUCAGCCCCUGGCGCCAAUACCUCCAGAGCGAAUUACUAUUACGGGGGGUGCCUCUCAGAAUCUAGCAUGCCUUCUCCAAGUCUUCACGGAUCCAAUUUAUACGCGUAAUGUAUGGAUAGUCUCGCCGGCUUAUAUGCUAGCUUUCCGCAUUUUCGACGACAGCGGAUUCCAUCAGAAGCUCCGUGCAGUGCCCGAAGACGAAGAAGGUAUUAAUAUUGAAUUUCUAAAGAAAGAAAUUAGGAAGAGCGAGGACAAGGCGAGUGCCGAUGGGAACAAUGCGCCGCAUGUUAAACCACAACGUGCUUGGGGGAAAAUAUACCGACAUGUCAUCUAUGCGGUCCCAACUUUCUCCAACCCGUCGUUCAAGACGAUGACUUUAAGGCGGAGGCAGGAGCUGGUAAAAGUUGCGAGGGAAUACGAUGCUCUCAUCAUCACAGAUGAUGUGUACGACUUCCUACAGUGGACGUCAAGUCUCAGUGCACAGACACAGUCUCUGGACAAGGCUGUAUUGCCUCGGAUAGUCGAUGUCGACAGGUAUCUCAACGGCGGCGCCGAAAGAGAAGGCGCUGAUGGCUUUGGCAAUGCUGCCUCCAACGGAUCAUUCUCGAAGAUAUGUGGUCCGGGACUGAGGACUGGAUGGGUCGAAGGUACUGAAAAACUAGCGUAUGGGGUGUCACAAACAGGAACAAGCCGGUCUGGCGGUUCUCCCUCCCAGCUGACUGCCACCUUCGUGGCCGAGACAUUGGAAUCCGGUGAACUCCAGCGCUACGUGUACGAAACACUCCAGCCAGCGUAUGGGGCACGCUAUCGCAAAAUGAUUACCGCCAUCAACAAAGAGCUGAUUCCGUUGGGUUGUACAGUCCCCCAAACAGAUCGAGAUGUGGUCGGUGGAUAUUUCAUUUGGCUAACACUUCCGCAUCCGCUCAAAGGCGCUGUAGUAGCGCAACGUGCGAAAGACGAGGAGAAUCUCAUCGUUGCUCAAGGAGAAAUUUUCGAGGUUCCCGGAGAUACCGAUCAUGCUCAUUUCGAAUAUGACUUGAGAAUGUGCUUCGCAUGGGAAGACAUCGAGCUUCUCGGUGAGGGCAUCGAACGACUUGCAUGUGUCAUUCGUUCUCUUCAAAAUGACCAAAAGGAAAAUAAUUCAACGAUGCAGCUUGCUACAGAAAAUCGUGGGGGCGCAAAAAACUUCUGGUGAAGGAGGAGCAAGGUUAUUUGUCCUACGUGUACUGCUGUUAUUUCCGAUGCAUGUGAGGUUAUUAACAGCACAUCACAUUGCGAAGAAGAAUUAUGGAACGAUAGAAUGAAGAGCCUAUGAUUCGCGCCGGAGAGCUCAAAGGAUGCAUGCGUAGAUUUCAUUGGGUGAUAAAAGUGAACAAAGGUAGUGAAGCAUUAAUAAUGCACGCCCAACGAUCU
This is a messenger RNA of Lindgomyces ingoldianus, 1978 nucleotides long. RefSeq names its product PLP-dependent transferase. NCBI's taxonomy places the organism in Eukaryota, Fungi, Ascomycota, Dothideomycetes, Pleosporales, Lindgomycetaceae. The record is from RefSeq and is a predicted model, not a curated record. The transcript has 4 exons. Gene Ontology annotation, biological process: biosynthetic process. Gene Ontology annotation, molecular function: L-2-aminoadipate:2-oxoglutarate transaminase activity; pyridoxal phosphate binding. Bases 339 to 1760 code for a protein of 473 amino acids.